GCAACCCAGCAGGAACACUUCCCGAGACUGUCUGCUUCCACCAGAGACAGAGAGCCAGAGAGAGAGAGAGAGAGACCCAGGGAGAGACGGAGAGGGGACCGAGACACUCACUGAAGAUGUACAGAUCCACCAAGGGGGCAUCCAAAGCGAGAAGGGACCAGAUCAACGCGGAGAUCCGGCACCUAAAGGAGCUGCUGCCUAUUUCAGAGAGUGACAAGUCUCGUCUCUCUUACUUGCACAUCAUGUCCCUGGCCUGUAUGUACACCAGGAAAUCCGUCUUCUUUGGUGCAGAAGGAGCUCUGGAAGGAACAGUCCCCCUGAUCUCCUCCCCAGAGUUGGCCGACUUUGUGCAGUCUCUCCCUGGUUUUCUCAUCGCCCUGAGCAGCGAAGGCAAACUCAUCUACGUCUCGGAGAAUGUGUCUGAGCACCUGGGACACUCACUG
Chiloscyllium plagiosum (whitespotted bambooshark) is the source of this 443-nucleotide messenger RNA. The record is from RefSeq and is a predicted model, not a curated record. Lineage: Eukaryota; Metazoa; Chordata; Chondrichthyes; Orectolobiformes; Hemiscylliidae.